Molecule: messenger RNA, 645 nt
Organism: Varanus komodoensis (Komodo dragon)
Lineage: Eukaryota; Metazoa; Chordata; Lepidosauria; Squamata; Varanidae
Gene: IZUMO3
Product: IZUMO family member 3
Exons: 6
Coding region: 1-645 (214 amino acids)
Source: RefSeq, a predicted model, not a curated record
AUGGUGCCCCAAUCUCUGCUGGUGUUUCCCCUGUGGCUCUUAUCCUGCCAAGCAGUGGCUGGGUGCCUUCAGUGUGACCGCCGCUUCUUGGACUCGGUGGCAACCGUGCUGAAGGAAACGUUGCCGGAAGACCUGCCUGACCGGGACUCCUUCAUCGAACGGCACAUCCAGGCCUUGGCCGCUCUGCAUGGCACCUUCCUCCAGAAGAAAUACGAGCGGAUUCUGGAUGUCCGCGGAGUGAUGUCUCUCAAAGCAGACAUUAUCAAUCAGUUGCGAGCGAUGAAGAAAAAUGGCACGUGGAAAGGAGUUCUCCUGUGGCAACUUUCCAUGUACCAGCUCAGAGUCUCCCUGCGAAGCCGCAUGCAGAAGAUGCUGGAGAAAUUUGCUGAUCUUGGUAGCAAUCCCGAAGGGAAAGCUGUGACUGAGGGCCCCAUCUUGGAUUGCUGGACCUGCCUGCGUAUUGCCACCCAGUGUUUUGAUGGAGAGCUCUGCGGAGUGGAAGACAGACAUCUUGCAGAAUACAAUGAAGUCGUUCUUUACGUGUUCCUCGUCUGCGAGUCCGUGCUGCUGACUUCAGUUACGCUUGUGUACUUGGUGUGUUUCAAGCACAGGAGGAAGAUGUUGCAGAAGGCACUGGCCCAGUAG